AUGGCUAGCGCAACCGCAGACUUCGGCAUUGAUGUUUUUGCCAAAUACAAGCCCAUCGCCCUCGACCCCGCCAAUCCCAAGCUAUCCGAACAGCAAAAAGCUGAUCUUCUAUCAAACAUCGCCGUCCUCCGAGACACAAUCGUCUACUUCACAUCCUCCGGAGCAGCUCGCGGAGUAAGCGGUCACACUGGUGGUCCAUACGAUACCAUUCCCGAAGUAUGCAUCCUCGAGGCCUUCUUCCUACACUCCUCAGAGAAAUUCAUCCCCAUUGUAUACGAUGAAGCCGGACACAGAGUCGCUACGCAGUAUCUGCUGAGUGCUCUGCACAAGCAUAUCCCAUUCGAACAUCUCCUGCAUUACCGUGAGGCCAAUUCCAAGUUGCCGGGUCAUCCCGAACUCGGUCUCACACCCGGCGUCCAGUUCAGCUCCGGACGUCUCGGACACUUGUGGUCGUUUGUUAAUGGUGUCGCCCUUGCGAACCCAGAUAAGACACUCUUCAUGCUCGGCUCGGAUGGUUCUCAACAAGAAGGAGACGAUGCCGAGGCCGCUCGUCUUGCCGUGGCACAGAACUUAAACGUCAAGAUUAUUGUCGACGAUAACGAUGUUACCAUUGCCGGACAUCCUUCGGACUACAUGAAAGGAUACUCGUUGGCACAGACAUUGAAGGGACAUGGCCUGACUGUAUUUGAGACACCGGGAGAGGACGUUGACAAGCUCUAUGCUUCUAUAUGCACCGCAGUCACACACAAUGGACCUGCUGCUGUUAUCUGCAAGAGAAAGAUGGCUCCGGGAAUUAAGGGUUUAGAAGGUACAACUCACGCCCACGAUGUCAUUCCCGUCAAGAUUGCAACCGAAUAUCUCAAGGAACGUGGUUACGACAAAGCUGUUGAGAAGCUCCAAGCCAUCACGCCCAACUCCCUCGCAUAUCUCUACACUGGCUCUACCCAGGAGAAGAGCGCCAACCGUGUCGUUUUUGGUGAAGCCGUCGUCUCAGUUCUAGAAGGCCUUUCAAAGGAGGAAGCCCGCGAUCGUGUCCGCGUAAUCGACUCGGAUCUUGAGGGCUCAACCGGAUUGAGUGUAAUCCACAAGCAGCGCCCUGAAGUGUUCCUCUCUUCCGGAAUCAUGGAGCGAGGCAACUUUUCUGCAGCAGCCGGUUUUGGUUCUACCAAGGACAGACAGGGAAUUUUCUCCACAUUCUCUGCCUUCCUCGAGAUGAUCAUCUCGGAAAUCACCAUGGCUCGCCUUAACCUCGCAAACGUCCUGUGUCAUUUCUCCCACUCCGGUGUUGACGAGAUGGCAGACAACACCUGCCAUUUCGGCCUUAAUACCUACUUUGCCGAUAAUGGCCUGAUCGAUGGCGAUACGACCAGACUUUACUUCCCUGCGGAUGCAAACCAGAUGCGCGCCACUGUUGCCAAGGUAUUCUGGGACCAAGGGAUUAGACUCGUAAUCUCAACCCGUGCUAAGGUACCCUUGAUCCUGAAGGAGAAGAGCGAAGAGCCAUUCUACGGCAAAGGAUAUGAGUUCGCCCCCGGCAAGGACGAAUUUAUCCGCACCGGAACCGCAGGAUACGUCGUUACGUUCGGCGAGAUGGUGUACCGCGCCGUCGACGCUGUCGAUCGUCUGCGCUCCGAAGGGUUGGACGUUGGUCUUAUCAACAAGUCCACGCUGAAUGUUGUUGACGAGGAAGCGAUGCGGAAAUGGGGUUCUACCGGCUUUGUUUUGGUACUGGAGAGUUUGAACCAGAAGACUGGACUAGGGAGUAAGCUGGGCACGUGGCUGUUGGAACGACAAUUGACGCCCAAGUACAAAUAUAUCGGCACGACAAAGGAAGGAUCCGGUGGUCUUGGAGAGCAGAUUUUCCACCAGGGAUUGGACCCACAGAGCGUUAUCAAGGCCGUUAGAAGCUUGCAGUGA
This is a messenger RNA of Lachnellula hyalina, 1917 nucleotides long. RefSeq names its product Transketolase (gene TKT). The record is from RefSeq and is a predicted model, not a curated record. The transcript has a single exon. Gene Ontology annotation, molecular function: catalytic activity. NCBI's taxonomy places the organism in Eukaryota, Fungi, Ascomycota, Leotiomycetes, Helotiales, Lachnaceae. The coding region runs from base 1 to 1917 and encodes 638 amino acids.